AGGCGCAUAGCGGCAGACGCCAGUACCAGAAAGCGCGUGCUGUCGCUUCGCUCGCUAGGCAGGUCAGUAAAAUACAGUAGUUCGUGGUUCAGACUUAGCUCAAGCUGCAGCUUCCGCCGUGUUCUGGCCAUUCUGUGCUGGACCACUUCGUGUAGCUGCACUUUGGUCUCUAGUCAUACUCUAACCUACGUUGGUUUUGCUAGUACAAGUCUGAAAGAUGGCCAUGGAAGUGGACGAUGAACUGGAUGUAGACCAGUCUGAACAGCCAAGUUCCACUAGCUCUGCUAGGGGAGACAAAAAACGAUUCGAAGUCAAGAAAGUGAGUGGGCAUUUCUUUGCUUUCUUUGCCGUUUUCAUUUUGAAGUCUUACUGUUUACUAAAAUGCUAUUCUUUUCAGUGGAACGCAGUUGCUCUGUGGGCCUGGGACAUUGUCGUGGACAACUGCGCAAUCUGCAGAAACCAUAUCAUGGAUUUGUGUAUCGAAUGCCAGGCUAACCAGGCUUCAGCAACCAGCGAGGAAUGCACCGUAGCCUGGGGAGUAUGCAAUCACGCUUUCCACUUCCAUUGCAUCUCCCGGUGGCUGAAGACGCGCCAAGUUUGUCCGCUUGACAACAGGGAAUGGGAAUUCCAAAAGUAUGGGCAUUGAAUGACCGGGCUUCAAGGCUUCAAAAUUCAAGCUGUUUAUUUUGCUGAACCUCCCAAUAAAACAUUCUUGUUCUUCUUUCAUUGAUAAAA
This is a messenger RNA of Rhipicephalus microplus (southern cattle tick), 735 nucleotides long. RefSeq names its product Regulator of cullins 1a (gene Roc1a). The record is from RefSeq and is a predicted model, not a curated record. Lineage: Eukaryota; Metazoa; Arthropoda; Arachnida; Ixodida; Ixodidae. Gene Ontology annotation, molecular function: zinc ion binding.